AUGCCCGAAGUCACCCACCAACAACAGACCCAAGCUGCAAUAUCCUCCUUCUUCACCCGCAACAACCUCUCCCCUUCAGACCACACCUCCUGCUACACCCUCCUCACACAGCUAUAUCCCAACCAAUCUAUAGUUCCCAUCCGCACCCAAGGCUUCUGCUCGCUGUCCCUCCUCGUCGGAUCGCAGCAAAUCGUCCAAUUCCGCCCCAAGCCAUAUGCCCUUGAUCCAACCGUCACCUCUUUGGCCUCAGAGACAUAUCCGCAAUAUGCACCGACUACAAAACACCUCGCCACAUUACCUUCAUCGGGAUUGCUGGUAUACAGCAUGAGUCUCAUCCCAGGAACAUCACUGCAAGACCUCCGCAACAGCAACCUAUCUCAAAACCGCCCCAUCCCCCUCGGAAUACUUCGCAACCUCUGCAUCUCAUUCGCGCACUUCCACACCCAUUCCUGGCAGCAUCAGCAACCUCGUCCCUCCACCCCAGGCCGCGUGGGCUCCACGCUCCAACCACGCCUUCAAUCCCUCCACACCUCCCUCCCGCCCCGUUUCCGGCCUCUAACAUCCAAGCUCCUCGCCCACCUCCCUCGCAUCACAUCGCUCCUCCCCUGGACGCUAACACAUGGCGAUCUCCUCCCAGGGAACAUCAUGCUGUCACCAGCCUCCGGCCACUUAACGGGGCUCGUAGACUGGGCUGAAUCGGAAAUCUUACCUUUCGGCAUGUCGUUGUACGGGCUGGAGGAACUACUCGGCUACCCUGUACCUGCCACCUCCACCACCGCAGCAAAAUUCAUAUACCAUCUCCGUUCCGCGGAACUGCGAGAGCUGUUCUGGAAAACGCUACUAGAUGGUAUCCCUGAGUUGAAGCAGCAUGAGGACAUGCGGGAAUGCGUGGGAAUGGCCCGUGAUUUGGGAGUGCUGCUGUGGUUUGGGAUUGCGUUUGAUGGAGGGAGGAUUGAUAGGGUUGUGCAGGAGGGGAGGGAUGGGUUGGAGAUUGCGAGGUUGGAUGCGUUUUUGAAUGCGGAGAGGGGCCUGGAUGCUAGGUUAUAG
This is a messenger RNA of Venustampulla echinocandica, 1047 nucleotides long. RefSeq lists its product as uncharacterized. The record is from RefSeq and is a predicted model, not a curated record. Lineage: Eukaryota; Fungi; Ascomycota; Leotiomycetes; Helotiales; Pleuroascaceae. Bases 1 to 1047 code for a protein of 348 amino acids. The transcript has a single exon.